AUGAACAUGGUUUUCAUAUUGAUUUGUAUCUUUGCUGUGAUAAGCUGCAUUGAAGCGGCUUUAAUCUAUACCACAAAUUCGGAAUUUGGUAUUUUUAUGGCCAUUUCUGUGCCUUUAGGUUUGCCACAUCGCAAUGUUUUCUUGUCGUACAAUUAUGAAUAUAAUUUCUAUCAACCCGAACAUAUAUACAAAUAUCCACCAAUAUUGAUGGGUGACUAUACAGACAGCUAUUUGACCUACCCAACGACUGGAAGAAAUUUCAAUACCACAAAGUCACAUGGAAAACGUGAUCUUCGUCUGUCGUCAAUGACUCGUUCUGAUUUUUAUGUCAUGCUCAAAGAUAAAAUGGAAAGAUCUGGCUAUCCGGCUGAGUCUUGUCUUUUGCGUUCAAUAUGCGAGACAAAUGCAUCGACUUUGGGCACAACAAAUGGUUUUCUAGGCAAUUUGGUUCAUAUAAUAUUCUCGCCCAGCAGUUCAAGAGAUGAGAAUUUACCCCAGAGAUAUUAUCAAGCCGAAUGGAUGGGUCGUCAUAAGUCAGACUGUUCAAUGUAUACGUUAGAGUGUAAGGAGAAUAUCUUGGAUUUGAUCUCAAUGUCAGUAGAGCAAAUUGUACAAAGAAGAAGGAGAAAAUAAAAAAUGUUUUACGAAACUUGCAAGUAGCUUUGGGCAAUUUAUUUACCUAGCCAAUUAGACCGCUUUAAACGUGCGCAUUAUUGGUGCUAACAUUUUGUUUGAAAUCAAGUGAUUCUAUUAUACCCUUUACCAAG
This is a messenger RNA of Drosophila willistoni, 767 nucleotides long. RefSeq lists its product as uncharacterized. The transcript is spliced from 5 exons. The coding region runs from base 1 to 633 and encodes 210 amino acids. The record is from RefSeq and is a predicted model, not a curated record. NCBI's taxonomy places the organism in Eukaryota, Metazoa, Arthropoda, Insecta, Diptera, Drosophilidae.